Molecule: messenger RNA, 1565 nt
Organism: Anolis carolinensis (green anole)
Lineage: Eukaryota; Metazoa; Chordata; Lepidosauria; Squamata; Anolidae
Gene: pcolce
Product: procollagen C-endopeptidase enhancer
Exons: 9
Coding region: 73-1476 (467 amino acids)
Biological process (GO): proteolysis
Molecular function (GO): collagen binding; peptidase activator activity; protein binding
Source: RefSeq, a predicted model, not a curated record
UCCUCCUCCUCCCAGUCUGCCUGCUUGUCUGCAAAGUCCAGUCUGCCCAGUCUGCCUCCACCCGGUGCCAGGAUGGGACCCUUCCUCAUCUACUUCCUUGGCCUCCUCUCCUUCGGCCUCGGGCAGGAGAAGCCCCCCACCCAGGGGAACCACACCAGGCCGGUCUUCCUCUGCGGGGGGGAGCACACCGGAGACACCGGCUACAUCGCCAGCCCGGGCUUCCCGGACCCCUACCCUCCCGGCCAGACCUGCACCUGGACCAUCACCGUGCCGGAGGGUCAGGUGGUGAUGCUCUCCUUCCGCGUCUUCGACCUGGAGCCGGACCCCGUCUGCCGCUACGACUGGCUGGAGGUCUUCAACGGCCACUCUGCGGCCGAGGGCCAGCGCUUGGGCCGCUUCUGCGGGACCUUCCGCCCGGGCGCCGUGCUCUCCACCAGCAACCGCAUGAUGCUGCGCAUGGCCUCCGACGAGAGCACCGGCGGGAGGGGCUUCCUGGUCUGGUUCAGCGGGGGGCUGCCCCACACCGACGAGAACCAGUUCUGUGGGGGGAAGCUGGAGAAGCCCCACGGCAGCCUCAAGACCCCCAACUGGCCCGAGCGGGACUACCCGGCUGGCAUCAGCUGCUCCUGGCACAUCGUGGCCCCGAGAGGCAAGGUGAUCGCCUUGACCUUCGGGAAGUUCGACGUGGAGCCGGACACCUACUGCCGCUACGACUACGUGGCCGUCUUCAACGGAGGAGACCGGGACGACUCGCAGCGCAUCGGGAAGUUCUGCGGGGACGUUUCGCCCAGCCCGGUCCACUCCGAGGGCCACGAGCUCCUGGUCCAGUUUGUCUCGGACCUCAGCGUCACGGCCGACGGCUUCUCGGCCUCCUACGAGGUCAAGGACCGCCGCGAAGUGGACCAGACGCGCCCGGCGCCCCGGCCGGAGGGGCCCGUCUUCCCAGGGUCCAAGCCGGGCAAGAAGCCCCUCGCCCCCAAGCCCCCCAAGCCCGCCCCCAAGCCCCCCAAGGCCGCGGGCCCCGGACCCAAGCCCAGCCCCAGGCCACGGCCCACCCCCACGGCCCCCGCCACAGAUGAGGCUGAAUGCCCACAGCGCUGCCGCCGGAUGGGAACUCUCCAGAGCAACUUCUGCGACAGAGAUUUCGUGAUCACGGGGACGGUGAAGACGGCGGUGCGAGGCCCCGGGAACCACGUCUCGGCCACGGUCACCCUCAUGCAGACCUACAAGACCGGCGCCUUGGCCCUCCCUGCGCCCGGGGCCACCCUACGCCUGGAAGUGCCCUGCCGACAGUGCCCCAUCCUCAAGAAAGGGUCCAGCUACGUCUUCAUGGGGUCGGUGGGCGCGGACGGAGUGGGGCGCCUGCCCCCCAACAGCUUCGUGGUGCCCUUCCGGCCGCCCCAGCACCAGAUCCUCACCAACUUCGCCAAGCGCCCCUGCGGAGCGGGACCGGCCGCCCGGAAGAAGAAGACCUGAGUGGACUCGGACCCUUGCUUAUCCUCAAACUGACCCCAAAUCCAUGGGUCUGGCUCAGUAUAACCAAUAAAGGAGAGCUGCGGACUCGA